Molecule: messenger RNA, 782 nt
Organism: Drosophila eugracilis
Lineage: Eukaryota; Metazoa; Arthropoda; Insecta; Diptera; Drosophilidae
Exons: 2
Coding region: 84-590 (168 amino acids)
Source: RefSeq, a predicted model, not a curated record
AUUUUCUAAAGAAUUGCAAGCUCAUUGCAAACGGAACAGAAAAGAAGACUUAUUUUGGAUAUAUUUGAAUCAGACGUUGCACAAUGGCCAAGCAUUCAACAGCCGUCGACAAUGAAGAGCUGGAACUGGUUUUCGGCGAGGAUAUAGAUGAGCAUGGGAACGCAGUCGGAGACAGGGUCGAAGGUGAAGAAGGAGACACAGUUGGAGGUGGAAAUGAGGUUGAUAAAAAAUCAGAUUUCGGCGAGGAUAAAGAUGAGCACGGAAAUAAAGACAUCGACCAAGGUGGAGCUGCAGGUAAAGUUGAAGACGCCGAUGGAAAAGGUCCGAAAGACAAGGACGACGAAGGCAAAAACGGAGAUGAAAAAGAAAGCGAAAAGAAAAAUAAAAAAUAUGAGAUUGCGGAUGCACGGGCCACGAUGCAACUGAUGCACGCGGAGAUCAUACGGAUUCGACAGGAGUUGAUGAUCAUGCAGCGCCGCAUGCAGCUUAUGCGGCUUCAGAGACGAAUGCGCAUCCUGGAGGUAGGGCAGCGGCUGCACCGAUUCCUGAUGAGCAUCCGGGUGGAGUGCAAGCGCUUUUGGGGAAUGUAGUCAUCCGGCUACCUUGAGCUGGAGUUACAGAUACCAAGACUUUAAGGAAUUUCAGACCACGCAGGAGAGGGACGUGGCGACACGGCAGAGUGCUGAAAGGAUCCUUCCACAAUCUAAAAAUGUUACGUAACGUUAAAUACACAAAGCUGACGAAUUGAAUUUUUCAUGAAGUUCUCAAAUUCGGCUGCCUUA